AUGUAUGAUGAACAUGUUCAAAAAAUAGCAAAUUCGUAUAAAAAUGGUGAUCUUAUCGGUAUUGCAAUUAAUAAGGUCGAUAGGACCAACUGUGAUCCUAAAGUUAUGCCAUGCAUCAUUGAAAAACGUUCUGAUAAUAAAAAUAGUCCAACUUAUUUUCUCAUUAGUCCUUUCGGUCGAUUAUCAACACCUUUUCCAGUACAUCAACUCAUACCUAUGUCAGGUAUCAAACCAAUAUCAUUACAAAAUAUAGAUUAUGAUACUAUAAAAACAGUAACACUUAUACAAGCAUCAAGAUUAUUCGCACGUGGUAAUCCUUCUGCAACAUGUGAUUGUAAAACAAAAUGUGAGAAAAAAACAUGUCCUUGUCGUCGUGCUUCAAUUGCUUGUUCAACUAAAUGUCAUGCUAAACUCGGUAAAUGUAUGAACACUGAAUAA
Messenger RNA from Adineta steineri, 438 nucleotides. The record is from the annotation of a GenBank genome assembly. Lineage: Eukaryota; Metazoa; Rotifera; Eurotatoria; Adinetida; Adinetidae.